This is a messenger RNA of Miscanthus lutarioriparius, 1416 nucleotides long. The record is from the annotation of a GenBank genome assembly. Lineage: Eukaryota; Viridiplantae; Streptophyta; Magnoliopsida; Poales; Poaceae.
AUGGAGGGUCUCCCGGAGCCACUACUUGCGGAAAUCAUCAAGAGGAUUACGAGGACAAGCGAUCUGAAUGCUCUUUCCCUAGUGUCAAAGCAGCUCUACAAUGCUGAGGCCGAGGAAAGGGUUACCAUCCGCGUUGGCUGUGGCCUUCACCCUGCAACAAAAGCCUUGUCAUCGCUCUGCUUCCGGUUUCCCAACUUGUGGAAAGUAGAGAUCAAUUACUCCGGUUGGACAUCCAAACAAGGGAGUCAGUUAGACAACCGAGGGAUUCUUGUGCUUUCGUCUCGGUGCCCUUUGCUGACGGAUCUCACCUUAAGCUUCUGCUCCUACAUUAAUGACACUGGUAUUGGUUAUCUAGCGAAUUGCAAGAGGCUCAAGGCCCUCAGGCUGAAAUUUGCCCCAGCUAUAAGUUCUAGUGGGCUUCUCUCGGUAGCGGUCGGGUGCAAGAGUCUAUCUGCUUUCCAUCUCGUUGACUGCAUGAAAGUAGGCAGUGUGGAGUGGCUCGAGUACCUUGGCAGGGCUGGAUCAGUGGUAGAACUUGUGGUGAAGGAUUGCAAGGGAAUCAAACAGUAUGACCUCCUAAAGUUCGGUCAAGGAUGGAUGAAGCUUGAAAAUUUUGAGUUUCAGAUCAGCAAUUGCUGGUUAUCAGGGACUCCUUCUAAUCCCUCUUAUGAUGCUCAGCACCCGUAUAAAUAUGAUCUCAGUUGUGAAAAUCUGAAGGAUUUGAGGUUGGCACAUAUUAUACCUGUGCCGAUGUUGGGGCAUAUUGUAGCUGUGCCACAUACUGGACUCCAUUUUCUUUUGAGAAAGUGCAAAGCAUUGGAGAGACUUUGCCUGCACUAUGUUACUGGUUUAGAGAAGAGCGAUAUGAUUGCACUGUUCCAGAACUGCAGCAACCUUAGAAGCUUCACACUCCACGAAUGGCCUACGGCGAGGAUGCCACUGACUGAUAAAACCCUUGUGGUUCUAGGUCGCAGCUGCCCUAUGCUUGAGGUUGUCGAACUGUACUUCCCAUAUUGUUCCAAUACGUAUCUAUCAGAAAUAUGCUUAACACAGGGUAUUGUGAUGCUGGUUCAGUCUGCUCCCGUUCGUGUUCUAACGCUUAAUGGCAUCGGAAAUUUUGGUGAUGAGGGAAUGAGGGGCCUCUCAUCUGCACAAUUCUUGGAGACACUCGUGCUUGCAGAUUGUGAAAUGAUAACUGAUUCUGGGAUAAGUUUCUUAUCGUGCACACCGUCCUUGAGCAAUCUCACUCUCCAACAAUGCAAUAAAGUAACUGAUAAUGGAAUGGCUGAGCUGAACAGAAAGUGGGAGAACCGGAGGAGGCAGGAGAUAAAUUGCUCUCACCAAAUGCUGUUUGAUCAAGGGUUUAGAUUACCGAUGUUAUUUGUUAUGCCUGGGAUAGCAGUGCAAAAUCACUGA